AUGUAUCUUGCCAAUAAUACUCGACCAGAUAUUUAUUUUGCGGUAAAUUUAUUGGCAAGACUCAUCUCUUCCCCAACUAAAAGACAUUGGAAUGGUGUCAAACAUAUACGCAGAUAUCUUCGGGGAACCAUUGACUUGAGAUUAUUUUAUUCAAAUGAAUCCAAGUCAGAAAUGAUUGGUUACGUAGAUGCAGGAUACUUAUCUGAUCCACAUAAGGCUCGGUCUCAGACGGGUUAUUUAUUUACAUAUGGUGGCACAGCUAUAUCAUGGCGUUCAAUGAAGCAAACAUUAGCUGCAACUUCUUCAAAUCAUGCAGAAAUCAUUGUCAUUGAUGAAGCGAGUCGGGAGUGUGUUUGGUUGAGAUCAAUGACUCAACAAAUUUAA
Messenger RNA from Capsicum annuum, 384 nucleotides. Its product is annotated as secreted RxLR effector protein 161-like. Bases 1 to 384 code for a protein of 127 amino acids. NCBI's taxonomy places the organism in Eukaryota, Viridiplantae, Streptophyta, Magnoliopsida, Solanales, Solanaceae. The record is from RefSeq and is a predicted model, not a curated record. The transcript has a single exon.